AUGGCUCAGUCGCCUUCGAAUGUGUCGAUAAAUGUAGAGGAUGAUCAACAGCCAUCGAAUUCGUUAAGUCCAAAGCAACAGCUUUUAGCACGUUUUCAACUUCACAAACAACAUCGGAAGGACAAAGAGCGACGUGUGCAGCAAACUCGUGCUGCUGUAGUCGCUCGUGCGAAUCGCAAAGCUGCAGCGACAGCUUCAAUUGAGAAGCAGCAUAAAGUUCAAGCUGAUUUGACACGGGUGGAUCAUAAUAAUCGUCCACAUCGGUGGAAAUCAGCUGAAGAAAUCCUUCGAGAGCACGACAUACGAAUUCAACAACAUAAACUUACAGCUGCAGCUCCUGUGCGUCCAUUUCCAGGAAAGUUACGUAAUCAACUUAUUGAUACUAGUGUGGCUCAAAAUGCAACAACCUCCACGGAUACGAUAUCUAAUGACUUUGAUGACGAAACCAUUUGGCAACUAGACCAAUCUCAAUUUCCAUUACAUGAAUUUGAUAGUAAUGAAUACGAAGCAUACACGCCAUAUGAAUGGCUUGAGAAAGAGCACAGAGGUGCAUCACCGUAUUUCUUUCGAAAUGAAUGGCGUUGGAGGAGUUGUGAGGUGCUUAAGUAUAGUGAAAGUCGGGAGCAAUAUCUUGUGCGAUUUUUAGGCUCUGAUAAAGAAAAAUAUGUGCGUCGGAUCAAUUUACGUUUCGAAAGCGAGUCAAUUGUGACAUUUGAAAAGCGUAUAGCUGCAGCAAGAGCGCGUAGAGAUACGGUGAAAGCAAUGUUACGAUUUGAUGCUUUCUUAGCAAGACAUGACAACUCGUCGGACUUUCGUGCAAUGGAUCGAGCAACUUUGGAAAGUAUUCAUGCUCGAGUUAUAGCGGGAUUGCCCGAGCGGGUUGCUUUAGUUGACUCAAAUCCAACGGCAUUUGUACUGAGACAACUCACUGACGCUGCCCUUGAAGAUUAUAUGCGGAGUAUGAAAAAGACGGCGUUAUUAUCGAAAAUACGGCAGGAUCCAGCUCUUCAAGCACGAUUUCGAGGUUUAGAUAUCACAAAGAAGCCAAGUGAGCGAGAAACUCCCAAGUAUGGUAAGGUAGCUGUUCCAGCGCACGAGUUUAGUCGAAAUCGACGACGUCUGAGCACCAAUCUAUUCACGACUUCACCUCAAUUACUUGUCAUCUUGCGACGAAUGUACAUGGGCUGGGAUAAAACGUUUCAGAAGCUACUUUUGGUACACAUUGAUUUGGAAAAUGCUACUGGAAAUCUUGAUACAUCAGAGGCAGCAACUCUAGCGUCACAAAUGCCGUUCCGAGUGCUGGAUUUUCAAGCUUUGCAAGCUGCACACAGUAACAAAGUCGCCGGGAUUCUACUCACUGACUGGAGACGUGCAUUGGUGGAAACUAUGAUUGAUAAUUUACAAGAUCACUUUGAUUUGUUUCUGUCCGACCGAAAAGUGUACGAUGGUAGCCGACUCAAACGUAUUUUAACAGGACUCGAAGCUCGUCUUUCCGCUCAAUUGCGUCAACUUAUGCAUCGAUCGAUUGAAGAAUGGAAGUGUUUUGUACGACAGUACGCAGAGAGUGGUAGGCACGGAAGAGUGAACGACAAAAACAACAGUCAUGAGAAUCAGAAUGUGACGCUUAAAGGUAUUCGAACACACUCACAGCAUGCGAAACGAACGUUGUGCCGCUCGUUGUUUAGCGUUCAACUCGUGUUUGUUAGCGGUAAAGUCGUGGUGGAGCCGUCAGCUCAAGAUGUGAUAACAGCGCUAGUGGGACCGCUCGAUGCCAUUGCGAGUACAGUGCAAGAAAUCGACCGGCUUGAUUGCGACAUCAUGAGCCUCUUAAGUCUCGAUCGAAGACCGCUGCUUGACUUAGGUUUUGAAAAAGAAGAGUCAGGUGGUCGUACAGUGUGCGCUGAUUGUCUUGAUGCUCUCGAAGCGGCAAAAGCAAGCAUUCACCAGAAUGUUAGCCACGCCAUGCAGGCUGCACAAGCGUUGGCUGAUCAAUUUUCCUCCUUUACAGAUUCUGUACAUUUCGACACGUCUGCAUUCCUCGCAGAGCUGCAGCCGUUGCAACAAGCGGAUUUUGAGCUCGUCAAACAAGAUCACGAGUUAACAAGACAAGAACACGCGUACUUGCCGCGAUUGUGUGGACAAAUUCGGCGCUUUCAUCAUCUCGCGCGUCUUGUGGAUGAUAUUGCGCUUGACUUUGUCACGUUACCACUCGUUUGCGUCAACACGAGUGCUUUGAAACAGCAGCUGAGCGCUCAAGCACUAGCGAUACGUGAUACGCUUAUUUUGAGCUUACUUCGGGAUGCUAGAGCGCACAAUCUCGCCAUCACGGCACGGUACGCAGCGAUUUUGGCGCGUAUCAUGGAGAAGCCAGCAAAUGAAGCACAAUUGGCUCGAUUGAAGCAAUAUGUCGCCGAAAGUAAAGGCGUUAUGGUGGGCAUUGAACGUGAAGUUAUGCUGGUUCACGAACGGCUGGACGCACUGAAUGAAUUUUCGUACAAACUCUCAAUUGAAGAUUUUACGCUUGCUCAGUCUACGAAAGAGUGGCCUCGUAAAGUAACUUUUGCAGCAGAACAUUGUGAUUCUGCUUUAGAAGGAGAUAAGGUGCGGAUGAUGGAUCGUUUAGCGCUUGAAAAGGAAGCGUUUGAAAUCGAUUUAGAACGUUAUGAAAGCGAAGUUAAAGCAUUUACACGAUACGGCGACAUUGAACAAACAGAGAAGUACGUCGAAAUGGCUAUCACAUUGUUUGAUGCACUGCAAGACGCACGAACAAAGGCGCUGGACUUUAAUGCACGGGAAGCAGUCUUUAGCUUUCCUCCAACCGAGUACACGCCGAUACUUAUGAAAUUGGAAGCAGAAUUUGCUCCAUACUAUAAGUUAUGGACGAUGAGUGCUGAAUUUUCUUCUAGUUGCCAGAUGUGGCUGAAGGGAUCGUUCUUGGAACUACAAGGCAAAACAAUCGAGGCGCAAGUGACUGAGUGGUGGAAAACUUCGUACAAGCUGAGUAAAGCUCUUGUCGAUGACGCGCCGGAAUCAGCGGAAGUGGCUUUGAUUUUACGUGAACGCACAGAAGCUUUUAAAGCGUACUUACCUGUGAUUCAGUCGCUCGCGAGUCCAGCACUACAAGAACGACACUGGGACAAUAUUCGACGUACCGUUGGUUUUAAUGAAUCGGAAGAAGACUUAACACUACAAUUUUUACUUGAUCAUCAUAUCAUGCAACACUUAGAGACAACUCAAGAGAUUGGAACUUUUGCAGAGAAAGAAUACGCACUGCAAAAGAAUUUAAGCGGCAUGAUGGCAGAGUGGGAAUCUAUUGCGUUUGAGACUGUAGCGUACCGCGAGACGGGCACAUACUUGUUGCGCAACACUGAUGAUUUGGUGGCUCUUUUGGAUGAUCAUUUGGUCAAGACGCAGACAAUGCGUGGAUCGCCGUACAUUAAAAGUAUUGAUAAAGAUUGUAAAGCGUGGGAAAAGAAAUUGCAGUACUCCCAGCAAUUGUUAGACGAAUGGAUGGCCUGUCAACGGACAUGGUUGUACCUUGAAGCGAUCUUUAAUUCCGACGAUAUCAUGCGGCAAAUGCCUACGGAAGCUCGUCGAUUUGCUAGUGUCGAUGCGUUAUGGCGGAAAACAAUGGAUGAAACGGUGAGUGACCCGACAUUUCUUUCUGUUGUUGCAAUGGAUCAAUUGCUCGCCAAGUUUCAACGGGCAAACGAAAAGCUAGACGAGAUCCAGAAAGGAUUAAAUGAUUAUCUUGAAAUGAAGAGACUUCACUUUCCACGCUUUUUCUUCCUUUCGAACGAUGAAUUGCUAGAAAUUCUUUCUCAGACGAAAGAACCACGAGCUGUCCAGCCACAUUUAGGCAAAUGUUUUGAGGGGAUUUACAACGUUACAUUCCAGGACAAACCAUUAGUGAUUACUGAAAUGCGAUCCGCAGAAGGAGAAAUUGUACCAUUAAAACACGCUGUUAGCCCAGAAAGCCAGACGAAUAAAGGGAAUGUAGAGAUGUGGCUGCUUGAGGUUGAACAGAGUCAAUGGGAUACGAUCCGAGACCACACGGAGCGAUCCAUUGGUGCGUAUCUAUUGGAUGAACGCGAGACGUGGAUACUUCAGUGGCCUGCACAAGUCGUGCUUGCUGUCUCGCAAGUUUAUUGGACACAAGACGUGACGCGCGCGCUCAAUGCUGGAAAUGGAAGCAAGGGCAUUCAAGCGUACUUACAACAGUUAAAUACUCAAUUGGAGAUGAUUGUGAUGCUUGUUCGUGGUCAAUUGACGAAAUUAGAGCGUACAACAAUCGGAGCACUUGUUGUGAUUGAUGUCCAUGCACGCGAUACAAUAUCUCACAUGAUUGAAAAGGAAGUCGAGAGUGAUCAAGACUUUGAGUGGAUCUCCCAGCUUCGAUAUUACUGGACAGAGAGUGGAAAGAAUGGCAAUCAAUUGGACUUGCAAGCACGAAUUGUGAACGCUCGUGUUCAGUACGGCUAUGAGUACCUUGGAAAUACGAUGCGGCUGGUGAUUACGCCACUUACUGAUCGAUGUUAUCGUACAAUGAUGGGGGCUGUAGAUUUAAUGUAUGGCGGUGCACCUGAAGGACCAGCCGGGACGGGCAAGACAGAGACGGUGAAGGAUUUAAGUAAAGCAAUCGCAAUUCAGUGCGUCGUUUUCAAUUGUUCAGACGGGUUAGACUAUUUGGCUAUGGCAAAGUUCUUUAAGGGUCUAGCUGGAUGUGGUUCGUGGUGUUGUUUCGAUGAAUUUAAUCGCAUUAACAUCGAAGUCUUGUCGGUCAUUGCGCAGCAGAUUUUGACGAUUAAUGAAGGCAAGAAAGCAGGCGCAGACAAGUUUCUUUUUGAGGGCACAAUGAUUAAAUUAAACACAAGUGCCAACGUCUUUAUUACGAUGAAUCCAGGUUAUGCUGGUCGUGCCGAAUUGCCGGAUAAUCUUAAAGCUUUAUUCCGUCCAUGUGCGAUGAUGGUACCGGAUUACGCUUUGAUUUCCGAGAUCCGACUAUACUCCUUCGGUUUUGCACAAGCUCGGAGUAAUGCUCGUAAACUCACGCAAGUCCUACAGCUGGCAUCUGAACAACUGUCGUCUCAAAAACACUACGACUAUGGUAUGCGUGCAGUCAACUCGAUUCUUGUAGCUACUGGUGCCUUGCGCCAGCAAUUGGGCAACGAUCCAUUCUGGACCGAAGAUAAAAUUGUUCUGCGUUCAGUACAGGAUGUUAACCUUCCCAAGUUUACGUCAGAUGACUUGCCUUUGUUCCGAGGCAUCACGUCAGAUCUUUUUCCUGGUGUCUUAUUACCUCUUCCUGACCAUGGGACACUGCUUCGUCACAUUGAUGAAACGUGUAGUCGAGGCAUUUCGAUCAUACCAGAAGUGAACAUUCCACUGGAGUGCAAACCAGAGUUUAAGCUCAAAGUCGUACAGUUUUACGAGACCGUUCAGGUACGUCACGGACUCAUGAUCGUCGGCACGACCGGGUCUGGCAAAACGUGCGUCGUCCAUACGCUCGCGACAGCAUUGACCUCGUGUUGUUUAGAGGAGAUGGAAACUGUUGGCACAUGUACGAUGUAUCAGCGCGUGCAUAUUCAUACAAUGAACCCCAAAGCUAUCACAAGUGGUCAAUUAUACGGAAACUUUGACGAAAAUACGCAUGAAUGGUCAGACGGAGUGCUUGCGUGUACGUACCGAGCGUGUGCGCGUGAUUUGAGCUCAGAGUUGCAGUGGGUUAUGUUUGAUGGACCGGUUGAUGCCGUCUGGAUUGAAAAUAUGAACACGGUGCUAGACGACAAUAAAAAACUUUGUUUGAUGAGUGGGGAGAUUGUCAAGAUGACUGAUCGGAUGCGUAUGGUAUUUGAGACGGAUGAUCUAGAAGAAGCCUCACCUGCUACUGUUUCACGGGUUGGCAUGGUUUUUUUGGAAGCCAAAGUACUGGGCUGGGACGUGCUAGUACGCACGUGGCUACGCACGCGUUUACCGGUCGCAUUUGUGUCGUACAAAGAGUUUUUAGAGGAGUCUUUUCAAUGGCUUAUACCUCCAAUGCUAUAUUUUGUCGAUAAACACUGUACAGUACCGACGCCAGUCACGUUUCUUGAGCAUACGGCGUCCUUGUUGCGAUUAUUUGAAUGCGCUUUGAAAGAUGGAUUUCCAGACGUUGUUGUAGAAAGCUUGGCAGGAGCUGGAGCUGCUACUUCAAUCGGUAUAGAAGCUGAAGGUACACUUGAGUGUAUAUUGAUCAAGGCCGUGAUCUGGUCUAUCGGUGCAUGCGUUAACACGAAAUCACGCCGCGAAUUUGACCGAUAUUUGCGCGACUUCCUCUCGGCAGAGCUGACAAAGGCAAUUGCCAUGUCUAACAAUAAAGAGAUUGAAGACAAGAUACGUGAUUCUGAUUCUUUGAAGUAUUUUGAGGAUUUUGUAGCCAAAUCACCUUCAUACGUUCUUAAACCGGAUCGAGCAGCAAUGCGUCCAUUUCCUAACGAGGGAUUAGUGUACGACUAUCGCUUUGAUGUACGACGUAAUGUGUGGGUCAACUGGAUGGAAGCUGUGGGUGCAGAUGCUUUCGAGAUCCCACACGAUUCCCAGUUCACGCAAAUUUUGGUACCAACAAUCGACUCGGAGCGCACUGCAUGGCUCUUAGACACUUUCGUACGCCACCGUUUUCAUGUCUUAUGUACGGGAGAUACCGGCACCGGUAAGUCUGUGUCAAUCAAGAAAAAGGUUUUAAGUGGCUUGAAUGCACCUGGUGAGACGGGUGAAUUUGCGUCUUCUAUCAUUUUAAACUUCUCAGCUCAAACUAGUGCAAAUCAAACGCAAGAUUUGAUCGAAGCAAAGUUAGAGAAACGACGUAAAGGCGUUUUGGGACCUCCUGUCGGACAGAGCUGCGUGAUCUUCGUUGAUGACCUCAAUAUGCCUGCGAAAGAGACGUACGGAGCACAGCCACCGAUUGAACUAUUGCGUCAAUGGAUGGGUCAUGGUGGAUGGUACAAUCGUAAGGAUAAUUCGUUUACGCAGCUCGUAGAUCUUCAAUUUCUUGCUGCUAUGGGACCACCUGGUGGAGGUCGUACGCGAAUAACUCAACGAUAUGUACGAUACUUUAACCUCAUCAACUUUGUUCCGUUCGACGACGACUCGCUUCGUACAAUUUUUACAAAAAUCACUGACUGGUUCUUACGAACGUUUGCACACUCAUUAAAACAGCUUGGAAAGGCCGUUGUGAAUGCCACUAUUGACAUUUACAAUUCUAUUUCUCAAGUCUUGUUACCGACGCCAGCCAAAUCGCAUUAUACUUUUAAUUUACGAGAUCUAUCCAAAGUGUUUCAAGGAAUUGCUCAAGCUUCAAGUGAUACAAUUCAAGAUCAUAAUGCCUUUGUUCGAUUAUGGAUGCAUGAAUGUCUUCGUGUUUUUUCCGACCGUUUAAUUGAUGAGAAAGAUCGACUUUGGUUUGCAGAAAACGUUGAGAAAACGGCUCACUCGUAUUUUGAAUUGCAAGAUACAGCUACGACUGUACGCAGUCUGAAUGCACCAUUAAUUUACGGGAACUUUGGUACAGUGGGAAAGAAUGGUGUGAAAAAGUAUACCGAGCUACAAAAUCAAGGCCAGUUACAGAAUGUGAUGCAGAAUUAUUUAGAUGAUUACAAUCAAAUGAGUGCAGCUCCAAUGCGACUUGUAUUGUUUCAAAAUGCUAUCGAGCAUAUUGCACGUAUCUCACGUAUUAUCCAUCAGCCUUUAGGUAAUGCACUACUUGUUGGUGUCGGUGGAAGUGGUCGCAAGAGUCUCACGACACUAGCUGUGUUUAUGGCGGAUUUUAAAUUGUUUCAGAUUGAAAUUUCGAAAUCCUAUUCUAAAACGGAAUGGCGGAAUGAUCUUAAGAAAGUGUGUCAAUUGAGUGGAUUGUAUAAUCAAUCAACUGUCUUUUUGUUUUCUGACACGCAGAUUGUGGAAGAAACUUAUUUGGAAGAUAUCAAUGGACUGUUAAACACUGGAGAAGUCGCUAAUUUAUGGACGAAUGAUGAACUUGCUCAAAUGAAUGAAGCACUCGAAUCUGCAGCUACUGCAGCUGGUGUGAAUGGUGGAAAUAGUACCGAGCUGUAUAAUUUUUUUCUUAGUCGUUGUCGUACAAAUUUGCACAUUGUGUUAGCUUUAUCUCCAAUCGGUGAAGCUUUUCGUCGUCGCUUACGAAUGUUUCCAUCGUUAGUGAAUUGUUGUACGAUUGAUUGGUUUACAGAGUGGCCAGAAGAAGCGCUACGAUCUGUUGCGAAUUCUUUUCUUAUUGAUCUCGAACUUUCAAGUCAGAUUAAACAUGGCAUUGUUAAUGUUUGUGUUGCAAUGCAAGAGAGUAUAAGUGAUUUAAGUCGUGACUUUUUGCAGUCUUUGCGUCGAUAUUACUACGUUACUCCGACGUCAUAUCUCGAGUUACUCAAUACGUUUAAGAAAUUAUUAAAUACCAAACGCGUUGACAUUAUGACGAUGAAACAGCGGUAUGAUAACGGAUUAACAAAGCUCAUGGAAACUGCUGAACAAGUGGAGAAGAUGCAGAUUGAAUUGGAAGCUUUACAGCCAUUACUGAAAGUUGCGACUAUUGAAACGGAUGCGUUGUUAGUGACAAUUUCACGAGAACAAAAGGAAGCGAAUGCAACCAAAGAUGUUGUCAAGGCUGAAGAAACACUUUGUAAUGAUCAAGCAGCCGAAGCGAAUGGGAUUAAAGAAAGCUGUGAAGCGGAACUGGCAGAAGCCAUUCCAGCAUUGGAAAAUGCCGUGAAAGCUUUGCAAACGUUAACGAAAGGCGAUAUUACAGAAAUCAAAGCAAUGAAAAAGCCGCCGGAUGGUGUGAAACUUGUGAUGGAAGCCGUUUGUAUUAUGAUGCGAGUGCCACCAGUUAAGAUCAAAGAUCCAGCGGGAGGUACGAAGAAAGUCGACGAUUACUGGGCGCCAGCUCAAAAAACGUUGCUUGGAGACACGAGAUUUUUACAAAAUUUACUAGAAUAUGAUAAGGAUAAUAUUCCCGUUGAAGCAAUGGAAAAAGUGCGACCUUAUGCUUUGAAUCCCGAUUUCCAAGCGGAGAAAAUUCGGAAAGCAUCGGUCGCUGCUUCUGGACUUUGUAGUUGGGUACAUGCGAUGGUUGUGUACGACCGUGUGGCUAAAAUUGUGGCACCGAAACGUGAAGCAUUAAAAGCGGCGACAUUGGCGCUUGAGAAAGCUCAGAGUGAAUUAAAGAUCAAACAGGAUGCACUUGAAUUAGUACUGGACAAAGUUGCACGACUGGAAGAAAAUUUAGCUGCUGCAUACAAGAAAAAGAGCGAUUUGGAGGCACAAGUAGACGAUUGUUCGACGAAGUUAACAAGAGCAACGCAGCUUAUUGGUGGAUUAGGAGGCGAGAAGGCGCGAUGGUUUGAUAUGUCGGCACGACUACAGAUUGUAUACGAUAACGUGGUGGGAGAUAUCAUGCUAGCGUCAGGUGUCAUUGCGUACCUUGGAGCAUUUACUAGCGUGUAUCGUGAUCGUUCAGUACGACAAUGGUGUACCGAACUUACAAAACAAUCGCUAGCAUGCUCCAAAACGUUUACAUUAACAGAGACACUUGGAGAUGCGGUACAAAUUCGGGAAUGGACGAUUGCAAAGCUUCCUAAUGAUUCGUUUUCGAUUGAGAAUGCUAUUAUGUUGCAACGUAGUAAUCGAUGGCCAUUGAUGAUUGAUCCACAAGGACAAGCGAAUCGAUGGGUGAAAAACAUGGAGGAAAGCAAUAGUUUAAAAGUAAUCAAACAGUCUCAAGCAGGUUUUGUACGGACACUUGAAAAUUCUGUUAUGAUUGGAGCUGCGCUCUUGAUUGAAAAUGUUCCGGAAGAGAUUGAUCCAAUGCUUGAACCAAUUUUACUAAAACAAAUUGUCAAGACUGGUAGUGUAGCAACUAUCCGUUUAGGAGACAAUACGGUUGAAUACGAUGAAAGUUUUCGAUUGUAUCUGACGACUAAAUUACGAAAUCCACAUUAUCCUCCCGAGACAUGUGUCAAAGUGAAUUUGCUUAAUUUUAUGGCGACUGAAGAAGGACUACAGGAUCAAAUGCUUGGGAUUGUCGUUGCAAAGGAAGAACCGGUUUUGGAACAACAGCGAGAACAAUUAGUGUUGGAGGAUGCAGCGAAUAAAAAGACGUUGAAAGAGAUCGAAGAUCAGAUUCUGUACUUACUCCAAACGGCUAAAGGGAACAUUCUCGACGAUGAACGAUUGAUUGAAACAUUAAAUGCUUCCAAACUAACUGCAAACAAGAUUCAAGAUAAAGUUCGCGAAGCAGCUAAAACUCAACAUUUGAUUGCCGAGAAACGACAAGGAUACUUACCAGUGGCAUUUCGAGCAUCUCAACUCUUUUUUUCAAUUGCAGAUCUUAUUGUCAUUGAUCCCAUGUACCAAUACGCCCUCGAGUGGUUUAUUAAUCUCUUUAUCUUUUCAAUCAGUCGAGCUGAGAGGUCAGGAAUCUUAACAACGCGUCUCAAUCAUCUCAAUGACGCAUUUACAUUCAUUUUAUAUCAAAAUGUCUGUCGUUCAUUGUUUGAAAAAGAUAAAUUGCUCUUUGCUUUUUUAGUCACAAUUAAAAUCUUGGUAGGAAAUGGAACGAUUGACACAAUGGAGUUACGCUACUUUUUCACUGGAAAUACCCAAAUGGAAGUAGCAAAACGUAAUCCUCUGCAUUCUAGUUCAUGGCUUCAUGAGAAAUUAUGGGCAAAUAUUAUUGGAUUAGAUGCUUUACCAUCCUUUUCAGGCUUUAGUGACACUUUCGUGACGGAAUUAAGUGUUUGGGAAAGUGUUUACAACUCUAGUGAUCCUGCAGAAACGUUAGCAACUCUUUCAAGUGUUGCAUCGUUUGACGCGUUCCAGCGUCUUCUUGUGCUUCGGUGUUUACGCCCCGAUAAAGUCAUUCCAGCAAUAAUGUCGUUUGUUGCUUUCGAAAUGGGACAGCGAUUUAUUGAACCUCAACCAUUUGAUCUGAAAGCUGGUUAUGACGAUUCAACAUGUUCAACACCGUUGAUUUUUGUACUAACGCCCGGUGCUGAUCCAAUGUCUGAAUUGUUAAAAUUAGCAGCGGAGUUAAAUUUUCAGAAGAAGUUUGUCGCCAUUUCACUUGGUCAAGGUCAAGGACCUUUGGCUGAAAAUGCUAUUGCUGAAGCGAUUGAUAAUGGCACAUGGGUCUGUUUACAGAAUUGUCACUUGUCACUGAGUUGGCUCCCAACGUUGGAGAAAAUUUGUGAAGAAAUCACUCCAGAUCGUGUUCAUGCAAGUUUCCGAUUGUGGCUUACAAGUGAACCUACACCUGCUUUUCCAUCGUAUAUUCUUCAACAUGGCGUGAAAAUGACGAAUGAACCUCCAAAGGGAAUGCGUGCGAAUCUGAAAGGUUCAUACUUGACAAUUGAUGAUCAAUGGAUUGCAACUUGUUCUCGACCUCUUGAGUUAAAAAAACUCUUGUUUGGACUUUGUUUCUUUCACGCUGUCGUACGCGAACGAACCAAAUUUGGACCUUUGGGAUGGAACAUUCGCUACGUUUUUUCGUCCUCAGAUCUCGCCAUUUCAAAAGAUCAACUUAAACUUUCGUUGAAUGAACUUCAGCCAGGUGAUCCAAUUCCGUACGCUGCUUUAGCCUAUUUAGCUGGAGAAUGUAAUUAUGGUGGUCGAGUCACGGACGAUAAAGAUCGACGAUGUCUCAAUACAAUCCUUUCGGAUUUCUACACGCCGGAAAUUUUGUCAGAUACUUACACAUUUUCACCUUCGGGUAUCUACUACGCACCACCAGCAACCAACUCAUUGUCGGUAUUUCUAAGCUACAUCGACCAAUUGCCAUUAAAUGAAGGACCGGAAGUCUUUGGAUUGCAUGAUAAUGCCAAUAUUUCGACUGCAAUUUCAGAAACGACUUUACUUUUGGAAUCCGCUUUGUCACUUCAACCACGAGGAGCAUCGGGAGCUCAUGCUGCUCAAUCGUGGGACGAAAUUAUUGCUGAAACUGCUCGUGAUAUUGCAUCAAAACUCCCUCCUCUUUUCGAUUUGGAAAAAGCAGAGCUAGCGUUUCCAGUGUCUUAUUCCGAAUCUAUGAAUACUGUUUUAACCCAGGAGUUAGGACGAUUUAAUCGAUUGUUGGCUUUAUUGCAUACGACAUUAGCAGAGUUACAAAAAGCUAUUAAAGGACUUGUUGUCAUGUCUGCUGAGCUUGAAGCAAUGGGUAAUAGUAUAGUUAAUGGCCACGUACCAGCUCGAUGGUCGGCAGUUGCGUAUCCAUCUCUUAAACCUUUAGGAAGCUGGGUCACGGAUUUCUUGGCACGUUUAAGCUUUUUACAAAAUUGGGUGACACUUGGCAAAGCUCCACGAGUCUUUUGGUUGUCGGGAUUCUUUUUUACACAAGCGUUUAUCACAGGCACACAACAAAACUACGCACGAAAACAUAAAUUACCAAUUGAUCAGAUAGGUUACGAUACAAUUGUUCUUUCUCAAUCAUCGUCGGACCUGACACAAGCUGCAGAGGACGGGGCAUACGUUGAUGGAUUAUUUCUUGAAGGUGCGCGAUGGGAUGGCGAAUACCACGCUCUUGUCGAGUCAAGACCUCGAGAAUUGUAUGUUAGCUUUCCAAUAUUGCACUUGUUACCAAAAGCUCGUGAUCAGAUUGAACCAAUUCAAGACACGGAUCCGAAAGGGACAGCGCACGUGUAUCUUUGUCCAGUGUACAAAACUUCAAAGCGUCAAGGCACAUUGUCAACAACUGGUCACUCAACGAAUUUUGUCAUGUCAGUGAGAUUGCCAAUGAGUGUUGAGCAUCGACAGAAACAUUGGAUUAGACGUGGUGUUGCCUUACUUACUCAACUCGGCACUUGA
Messenger RNA from Plasmopara halstedii, 12843 nucleotides. RefSeq names its product axonemal dynein heavy chain. NCBI's taxonomy places the organism in Eukaryota, Oomycota, Peronosporomycetes, Peronosporales, Peronosporaceae. Gene Ontology annotation, biological process: microtubule-based movement. The transcript has a single exon. The record is from RefSeq and is a predicted model, not a curated record. Bases 1 to 12843 code for a protein of 4280 amino acids. Gene Ontology annotation, molecular function: ATP binding; dynein light intermediate chain binding; dynein intermediate chain binding. Gene Ontology annotation, cellular component: dynein complex.